AUGCCCGCGCAGACUAUAACUCCUCCGCCAUCGACAAGGCUUCAGUAUUCCCAAUUGACGUCGUCUGUAUCAACCCCAGGAAGAGCUUCCUCUGCCGAUGUUGAUCGUUUGGUCCAGAUCCUUCAACAACAAAACAACGAUGAUCUUACCCACAAGUUGGAAAAUUUCUCCGUGAAGGAGCUCAGUAAGGCUCUUGUAAGUGGCCCGCUGGAUUUCCUAGGUUGGGAAGGUGAACCUCCUUCCCUCGCAGCUGCCCAAGAAGCUUUAGAAGUGAUGAAGAAUCGUGUGAGAUCAUCUUCUCCUUCCCCGAAUGCUGAAUGUACGGAAGUGGACGUGUCCCUCCCCUCCGAAACAUACAUGGGCGAAUAUCCAGAAUGGGCUGGAUGGAACCAGAACCAAAAUGGGUCGACGAGUACCAUCACACGACCUCCAGACACUUCCGUCCAGGGAACUGACUGGGAUGGAUAUUAUGAAGAUCAGUAUGAGAGGUAUCAGGUGACGGGUAAUCCUGAUGAUCUCUAUGCGGGGUUAGGGGAUCAGGAUGGGCUGCCUUAUCAGAAUCAACAAUUUGGUUAUGACAAUGUACCCAUCAAACAGGAAGAGGAAGAAGACGAAGCAGAUCAAGAUGCUGACGCUGUGGCAGAUAUCGAUAGAGAAACCAUCUACCAAGAUUAUAAACUCGUGUUUGAGAGCAUGAGCAAAGAAGAUCUUGAGAAUGGUUUAGGGCCCGGAAAUGAGAGCAUCUUUCAUCAAUGGACUGCUGGCCAUCCCUUAAUGAGUAGACUAGACAAUGAUACAAAGGCUCAGAUCAGUAUGGGAGCUUGGUUGAUGGCUAAGAGGAUGUCGAUGGAAAAGGACAACACUUGGUGGAACGAGUCGACUUUCGACGUGCGGAGUUAA
Tremella mesenterica DSM 1558 is the source of this 900-nucleotide messenger RNA. RefSeq lists its product as uncharacterized. Bases 1 to 900 code for a protein of 299 amino acids. Lineage: Eukaryota; Fungi; Basidiomycota; Tremellomycetes; Tremellales; Tremellaceae. The record is from RefSeq and is a predicted model, not a curated record. The transcript is spliced from 4 exons.